Molecule: messenger RNA, 1364 nt
Organism: Ixodes scapularis (black-legged tick)
Lineage: Eukaryota; Metazoa; Arthropoda; Arachnida; Ixodida; Ixodidae
Product: lactosylceramide 4-alpha-galactosyltransferase
Exons: 3
Coding region: 71-1195 (374 amino acids)
Biological process (GO): glycosphingolipid biosynthetic process
Molecular function (GO): hexosyltransferase activity
Source: RefSeq, a predicted model, not a curated record
CUCGUCGCCGCUGGAGUGAAAGCAGCCGAACAAGAUCGGUGAGCCGGGAAGGCACAGAUCGCCCUUCGCCAUGCUCAGGACAGCCCUCGUGUGCUGCAUCUACCGAUGUCGCCUGCAUUACCUCGCACUCGUUGUCCUCUGUGCCACCAUAAUUGCCUUCGUGGCCGUCGCAAGACUACCUGAAAGUCGCCCCUCGCCGAGGUUUUCCAAGAUCGUCCUUUACGUCCACCCUCAAAGUCACAAUGUACCGGUUUCGGGUAGCGUCUACCAAAACGGCACAGUGACGGGUACCCUGUUUGCCAAAGCUCUCAACGGCUCCAGUUCCUCCAAACUGUUCCUGACUACCGAACCUGGCCGGACCCUGACACGGCGCCAGGCGUGCGUCGUUCAGUCUGCCGCCUUGCACAAUCCCACCUUCAACGUCCAUCUCCUCUUGCUCAGUCAUCCCAGUCAGAUCCCGGUUCCUCUGGACACGCGGGAAGACUCGCUCUUCUUGAAGCCACUGAGUCGAAUGAGGAAUGUCCACAUUUGGAACUUGCAGACAACGGACUUGUUUCUAGGCUCCUACCUCCACAGUUGGCUCGAGAGGGGUAUCAGCGGACGCCCUGACCAUCUAAUGGACGCCAUCAAGGUUCUGGUUCUCUGGAACUUUGGCGGGACGUUUCUGGACCUGGAUUUCCUGGUCUUGAGAUCCUUCCAGCACCACUUGGACAACUCGGUUCUCGAAUACGGCGGGGGAUUUCUGACAACGCGGUUCCUCUCGUUCGAGAAGGGACAUCCCCUACUCGGGGUCUGGCUGAAGGACUUUAAUUUGAACUACUCACCCGACGAAGUAGUAGACUUUGGAAAUGUCGUGCUUACCCGAAACGUUCGAAACCUGUGCAACGUUUCUUCGUUGGACGAAGUGGGAAAGAGGCGCACUUGCAAGGUGGACGUGAUCCCCGGAAAGCUCUUCUACCCGGUGCAUCGCCGGGAAGCGGACGACAUCUUCUCGAACGACAUCUACUCGCCCGAUGCCAGUCAGCACCUGAUGUCUAGGACGGUGAACAGCUACGCCAUCUGCCUUUGGAGUGAUAUUACGAGCGGCAUCGCUUACAAGCGGAACUACGCACCGUCUUAUGUGGCGUUUGAGAGACGACAGUGUCCAGAUAUUGCCAGACUGUUACCUUGCGACGACACGUUUUGUCAUCCUUAAUUAUCGCCGCUCGCGUCCGAACAAGUCGCGUCUAGUCUGGAAACUGAACUUUUCCUAAAGAAAGAGGGCACCUAAUGGUAAGGCUGAAACGGAAAAAAAUUAGCACAAGUGACCGACGACAGGAGCAGUCAAAUCGCGACACGCGGCGCUACUGUUCCCGAGCGCGCCG